UUUACGUGGCAGCAGCUUACACAUAGGGUGAUUUUUCUCUUUGUUUACAUUUAGAAUUAAUUGUCUUUUAUUUAUAUAAUUUAAGAAAUUAUUUGUUAUAGAAAUUGUUAAUAUCAUGUUAAUACUUUCCCGGUUGUAUUCAAAUAAAUGUAUCCUGCUUCUUUUACACGUCUAUUAAAAUUGUGAACUACUCCCGAAAUAGACCUGUGACUUACAAUGGCAUCACUAAGCAAACUGGAUGCUAUUUAUCGUACUAUAGUUCUGUCUAAAUUUUUUACUAAAGGAUGGGGAAAACCGGAAAAUUUAAAAAGAUUAUUUGCUUUUAGAAAAGUGAUAUCAAAUCGAGCUACUUGCCAACGUUUAGUUGAUCCUGAUUAUCCUGUGAUUAUUGAAAAAAUUGAAAACCAUCAAAAUUAUAAAAUAUUGGAUGGCCACUUAAUAAGCCCGUUUGUACAUUACUUGCCUGAAGUUGUUCCCGAAGAGUCGAAAAUAGCAAGAUUUCAAAUUCUUCUUCCUAAUACCUGGCCUUGCGAACCUUUGCGCCCAAUAUGUUUACAUUUAGCUGGCACUGGAGAUCAUUUUUACUGGAGACGAAGGAUGUUGAUGGCUCGACCACUGUUAAAAGACUAUGGAAUAGCAUCCAUUUUGCUUGAAAACCCAUUUUAUGGUUCAAGGAAGCCCAAGACUCAAAAGCGAUCCAGUUUGCACAAUGUGUCUGAUAUAUUCGUUAUGGGAGGGUGCUUAAUUUUAGAAUCACUAGCAUUAUUUCAUUGGUGUGAAAAAGAAGGAUUUGGACCAUUAGGUAUUACUGGAAUAUCUAUGGGUGGUCAUAUGGCUUCAUUGGCUGGGUGUAGCUGGCACAAACCAAUACCUAUUAUUCCCUGUCUUUCUUGGUCAACUGCAUCACAAGUUUUCACUCAUGGUGUUAUGAGUGCAGGUAUUCCAUGGCCUCUCCUUCAAAAUCAGUACUCUUCAGACAAUGUCUAUCAAGAUGAAAUUUGGAAGAUGUUACAUUCGCCCGAAGAGUCUGAUGCUUUUAAAGCUGGCAUCCAUUUCUCCAGGAAUUAUCCUUCCAGUCUCGAUCGAGUCGAAUCAUUGACUGAAGAAAACACGAUAAGUAAACAAAACACAUCAUUUCACAACCAGUCGUCUUACCUGAAACCUCCAGAGAGGCAACAAAUUCUUCCAAAUUCCACAACCAAAACACCCAAUCCUGACGCUCUAAUGAAGGCCUCUGAACUGUCACACCUUAAAGCCCUAAAUUUCAUGCGUGGCAUCAUGGAUGAGUGUACCCACCUGGGUAAUUUCACCCCUCCUGUCGACCCUACCCUUUCUAUUGUGGUUACAGCUAAGCAUGAUGCAUAUGUGCCGAGGGAUGGCAUUGAAUCUGUUGGGGAUUUGUGGAAAGGCUGUGAUAUUCGUUACAUUGAUUCUGGUCACAUUGCUGCAUUCUUGUUCAAUCACGGUGUUUUUCGGAAAGCUAUUAUUGAUGCCUUUGAGAAUACAGCUCAAAAAUACUAUGGGCAAACCAGCAUACUUACCGAUGAAAUGAAAGUAAAACAAAAUAUUAAAUCAUGACGAAAAUCUUUGCCUUAGUUAUUCAAACUAAAUGAUUUAGAUUGUUUUUGAACAUUGCCUUAUGGUAGAAGUUUUGAAAUGCAUAGUCAUGUAUAUACAUAUGUUAUUGUAAAUUGUUAAUUUUGAAUUUUUUUUCAAAUUUGUAUAGAUUUAAAUUUGCUGUUUGUUAGACAAUUUUUAAAUUACAAGUCUUGCUACAUAUAGUGGCUGCCAUAAUUUGAUAUGUUGGAUUUUAAGAAUUGUUUAUAAAAAUUUUUAUAACAAAAAAUGUGUUAUAAAUGUGUGACCUUUUAUAAUGUAUGCAUCACUAAUAAUUAAAGGCUAGCACCGAUAAGAAACA
Molecule: messenger RNA, 1918 nt
Organism: Parasteatoda tepidariorum (common house spider)
Lineage: Eukaryota; Metazoa; Arthropoda; Arachnida; Araneae; Theridiidae
Product: cardiolipin-specific deacylase, mitochondrial
Source: RefSeq, a predicted model, not a curated record